Molecule: messenger RNA, 2031 nt
Organism: Gadus chalcogrammus (walleye pollock)
Lineage: Eukaryota; Metazoa; Chordata; Actinopteri; Gadiformes; Gadidae
Gene: kcnh5b
Product: potassium voltage-gated channel, subfamily H (eag-related), member 5b
Exons: 8
Coding region: 1-2031 (676 amino acids)
Biological process (GO): regulation of membrane potential; potassium ion transmembrane transport
Cellular component (GO): membrane
Molecular function (GO): voltage-gated potassium channel activity
Source: RefSeq, a predicted model, not a curated record
AUGCCCGGGGGAAAGAGAGGGCUCGUGGCACCGCAGAACACUUUUUUGGAGAACAUUGUCCGGCGCUCGAGCGAGACCAGCUUUCUCCUGGGCAACGCUCAGAUCGUAGAGUGGCCCGUGGUCUACAGCAACGACGGCUUCUGCAAACUCUCCGGAUUCCACCGCGCUGAGGUCAUGCAGAAGAGCAGCACAUGCAGCUUUAUGUACGGAGAGCUCACGGACAAGAAGACCAUCGACAAAGUCCGCCAGACCUUCGACAACUACGAGUCCCAGUGCUUCGAGGUCCUUCUCUACAGGAAGAACCGAAGCCCGGUGUGGUUCUACAUGCAGGUGGCUCCGAUCAGAAACGAGAACGACAAGGUGGUGCUGUUCCUCUGCACCUUCAAGGACAUCACCGUGUUCAAGCAGCCCAUCGAGGAUGACCCCACCACAGGAUUUCAUCGAUCUACAAAAGACCCAUCUCAUCUUGCCUCAUCGUAUCAAAUUUUAGACAAAGCAAAUCUCGUGAGGCAGUGUCAGACCUCUAACCUCACACUGAGGCAGUGUCAGACCUCUAACCUCACACUGAGGCAGUGUCAGACCUCUAACCUCACACUGAGGCAGUGUCAGACCUCUAACCUCACACCGAGGCAGUGUAAAGGUGAUGUGUUUGGAGAUGUGUUCUGGAAGGAGACCACCCUGGCCCAUGCGUGUGCCAACGUGCGUGCGCUGACCUACUGCGACCUGCACGUCAUCAAGAGGGAGGCGCUGCUCAAGGUGCUCGACUUCUACACCGCCUUCGCCAACUCCUUCUCCCGCAACCUCAUCCUCACCUGCAACCUCCGCAAGCGGAUCAUCUUCCGUAAGAUCAGCGAGGUGAAGAAGGAGGAGGAGGAGCGGCAGCGGGCGAAGAACGAGGUGCAGCUGACCAUCCCCCAGGACCACCCCGUCCGCAAGCUCUUCCAGAAGUUCAAGCAGCAGAAGGAGCUGCGCACCCAGGGCCCGUCGGGCUCCCAGGCCGACCUGGAGAAGAACCAGCUCCAGGGGGACCCGCAGCACCAGCACCAGCAGCACCUCCACCCCCACAGCCUCCAGCUGGGCCACUCCAGCCUGCAGCACUCCCUGCCGCUGUCCCGGCCCCCGCUGCAGCAGAACGGGGCCCCCCCCAGCAGCAGCGUGCUCACCGUGUCCCAGGUGACGCCCAUGCAGAGCUACGCCCCCGCCCCGGGCCCCGCCCCCGGCCCCGCCGCCAAGCAGAACAACCGAGACAUCAUGGAGCUGCAGCCCAGCGUGGUGACGGUCGCCGUGGGCGACGGCCCGGCCCAUUCCCGGCCGAAGGCCGCCGUCAGCCCCACGGCGGCGGCGCCGGCUCCGGCCCGGCCCGCCGCCCGCGGCUGGAUGAGGCUGAAGGGCAACGUGGCCUCGCCCCCGGCGCCCGCGGCCGAGCCGCGGAGGGAGGGGCUCAACAACGCCCCCAAGGCGGUCUCCGUGGAGACGCUGUCCCAGGAGGAGACGGCGGGGGGGCGGGGCGGCGGGCGGGGGCAGCGGGAGGAGGGCGACGUGUCGGCCAACAACCCGCUCCGCAAGACGGACUCGUGCGACAGCGGCAUCACCAAGAGCGAGCUGCGCAUCGACCGCGCCGGGGAGGCCCGGACCCCCGCGGCCGUCAGCCCCCUCCUCCCCGGGGGAGGGGGGGGGGGAGGGGGGUCUCCUCACCCCUUCUGCCCCAUCCCGGAGCAGGCCCUGCACGCCGCCCUGCACGAGACGCGCCUGGAGCUCCGCGGGGACAUCCGGACCCUGGGGGGCCGGCUGGGGGCGCUGGAGAGCCAGGUGGCCCAGAUCAUCCGCCUGCUGUCGGACCCCCGGCGGCCCUCCCUGGGGGGUCCUCCGCACCCCGCAUCCUCCCCCCCCUCCUCCACCACCACCGCCGCCGCCGCCACCAUGGCCGCCACGGCCGCCACGCCCAGAGCCAAGAUCAAACGGCAGGACAUCUUCACCGUGUCCAGACCCGUGUCCCCCGACUCGGAGAAGGAGGUGUCCGAGAGUCUCUGA